CCAACAUAGCAGAUAUUUAUAUGUAGACAUAAAUGCCGCCAAAAAAUCAGCCUCCAAAAAAUAAAAAGGCGGAUGAGAAAAAGAAACAAGAAGCAUUAAAAGAUCGUACAUUUGGAUUAAAAAAUAAAAAAUUGAGGGCACAAAUUGAAAAGAAUAUACUUGGUGGUUCUUCAACACAACAUCAACAAAAAAAGAAAAAUGAAGAUGAUGACUUAAAAGAUAUGAGCAAAAUUUUCAAGCCAGUCGCAAAAACUUCAACACAACAAAAUGUAAGCGCCGAUGUUGAUCCAAAAUCAGUUCUUUGUGUUUUCUUCAAGCAAGGAAUGUGCACUAAAGGUCACGAUUUGUCAAUUCAACAGAAAACUGCGAAAAAGAAUUUGUAUGUAGACAGUCGAUCAUUACCGAAUGAAGAGGGUUAA
This is a messenger RNA of Meloidogyne enterolobii, 419 nucleotides long. Lineage: Eukaryota; Metazoa; Nematoda; Chromadorea; Rhabditida; Meloidogynidae. The record is from the annotation of a GenBank genome assembly.